UUGAUACUUGGAAAAUGGGAAAAUUGAGAUUAUGGGGAAUUUUCAGGGAAUUACCGAAAACUAUGAGUGAAGAGUACGUGACACGUCAAAUGCGAUUGUUAUUAGAACUCACUGAUCCGGGGAUUUUCAAGGGUAAUUUGAAGUCGAAUCUCAGUAAUCUACAGGGAAUUUUCGAUGAUAAUGGAUAUUCUAUUGAAGAUGUCGUGAGAUCGGUGUCGCAAAAUUGUUCGGAAUUACUUCUCAGCUGCAAGUGGAAGGGAAGUUCCACCCCCUGUGGGGAAUUGUUCGAGGAAACCAUCUCCAGGGAGGGACUCUGCUGCAGCUUCAAUUACGUCAGGACCAGGGAAGAGAAGAAAAACAAAUCCCCGAAGAGAAUUACUGCCUGUGGAUAUCAAACUGGUCUCACUGCUCUCAUAAAUCCUCGGCCUGAGGAUUAUUUCUCUUCAAUUCUAGGCGCCUACGGGGCGAAGGUUUACCUGCAUUUUCCCUACGACUACCCGGAUUGGAACGCCGAGACGAAGGUGAUAGCCUCUGGGUAUCAGGUGUUCCUGAGUAUUUCCCCGGAGGAGACGCAUUCGACUUACGACGUGAGGCAGCUGACACUCAGAAACAGAAAGUGCAUUUUCAGCGACGAAGGAGAUCGCAUGAAUGAUAUGAAAAAAGGUUCAUCGAAUCUCACUUACGCCGAGUACUCGUACACCAAUUGUGUCACCGAAUGUCGGGCAACAAUCGUAAAAGAAUUGUGCGGAUGUAUUCCAUAUUAUUAUCCGCAAAACGAGACGAGAGUUUGUAAUUUGAGAGACGUGCAAUGCCAACAGUAUAAUAGAGGACGGUACAGAACGUCAUUUCCUGGUGCACAGCUGUCAAAUACUAUCCUGACAUCAUCCCCUUUACUGAAUGACGCGAGUCGACCCUGUGGCUGUCAACCCGACUGCCAAUUGUAUCGGUAUCCAGUGGAGGAAUCCACUGGACUUCUCGAUAAUUCUAAUUUCUUCAACCAGAAGGAACUCUUCCGGGACAUGGAUAUCAAGAACCAGAGUCUCGUGCACAUCUUCUUCAGCGACUUAGUGUCGAUCCAGUAUCGAAGAAAUGUAGCGUACGAUUGGCGGAAUUUAUUCGCUUCAUUCGGCGGACUUCUGGGACUCUUCGCUGGCUUCAGUCUGAUGUCUGGCUUCGAAGUCAUUUAUUUUUUCAUCGUGCGUUUAAUCACCGACACGUACAUGCGUCACAAGCGAGGAUUUUCUCAUUAGAUCGAGUGAGGCGAUGUCCCGGGGAAAACCGAGUGAACUCUGACCGUUAAGCCUUGGAAAAUGUAAAAAAACAUUUUUGUAAAAUAUUUUAUCGACAAGUAAAACAAACAAAUGAAAACCGUCUAUUACGUAAAAAUAAUAUGUUAAUAAAAAUACAGAAGUUGUCAAUAAUUUCUAAAAACUGCAGUGAUAAUAAAGUAUACAAACAUAUUCGCAUUUGUGAUAAAAUUGCAGUUCAUAACAUUUGCGACGAUAAGAUUCAUUCGCAUUGCGUUUAUUUUCCGCGAAAACUCCGCGCUGCCCCCGAUAAUCACUGGACUUACAUAAAAGAUAUUCUUGAAGCUGAUUGUCCCAGUUGACCAUGAAGUCCCGUGUCGAUUUUCUCAUCUGUGGUCUGUACAUCUCGGCUGCAAUUGCAGCCCCUCCAGAAUCA
Fopius arisanus is the source of this 1683-nucleotide messenger RNA. RefSeq names its product sodium channel protein Nach-like. The record is from RefSeq and is a predicted model, not a curated record. Gene Ontology annotation, cellular component: plasma membrane. NCBI's taxonomy places the organism in Eukaryota, Metazoa, Arthropoda, Insecta, Hymenoptera, Braconidae. Bases 15 to 1250 code for a protein of 411 amino acids. The transcript has 8 exons. Gene Ontology annotation, molecular function: ligand-gated sodium channel activity. Gene Ontology annotation, biological process: sodium ion transmembrane transport.